AUGGCACAGAGGACGGUCUCUAGCGCGCGAAGUUCCUUUCGUAUACGUGCGUGUGAUAACUGUCGCCUUCGGAAGAUCAAAUGUGACAAGCUAGUCCCAUGUUCGAGCUGUGGAGCCCUAGGGAUCUCGUGUAGUUCCGCAGCAACCGCGCCAGCUACACCAGAACCUUCACGGCGGACUCAGAGUAACGAGUAUGAGCAGAGAUUUCAUGCGAUUCAACAGCAACUGGAUUCUAUCCAGCAAACACUGCAGCAGAUUUCGAAGACAUCUCCGACCCCCCCAGGCUUAACGGUAGCCAGUCCAGCUCCUUCGCCGACAACGGUACCCCCGUUCGAGGGAAAAUCCUCUUUCCAUCAUGAAACCCUUAUUGCAAGAGAUGCAGCAUUAUCUGCGGUCGGUGCGGUUCGUAAUGGGCAAUUACAUGACCAGGUUUCUUCGGCCCUGUUGUCGUUGAAAGACAGCCUCGACAGCCAGCAUGUACCUCCGCAGCAACGGCAGACUACGCAGGAGAGGAAUCCAGAGCCCCAGAUCCGGGAGACAUUACUUCCUGUUGAUUUAGUAGUUGCUGUGGUAAAAAAAGUUAAAGCGCACCCUCCCUUUUUCCUGGUAAAUCAGUCCUGGAAAGAUGCCCAUCAGCUUGAAUCACUGUGCCAGUCGAUAUACUUCCCAAUCGAAACCAUUCCACCAGGCUCGAUGACUCUUUUACAUGGCUUACUAUACUUUAUUAUUCGGGAUUAUAUGCAUGAGAGAGAUCCCGACCUCGCGCGAUUUGAUCUGGCGUCAAGUGAAGCCUUCUGUGAAAAAAACUUUUCUCAUGGUCUCAAUAGCUACCAGAUGGUGGUAUAUCCCACAUUAGAAAAAGUUCAAGCCUUGCUGAUUGGGGUUAUCAAAGCACAAGAAGAAUUCGAUAUCCAGCGCUGUUGGACGUAUCUGUCCCUGGCCUUCAACUUGUGCCAAACGAUGGGUCUACAUCGGAGUUCUACGACGAAGUCUGACCCCUUCCCCAUUGCGGAAACAAAGCGUCAUACCUUCUGGUCAUUGUACACUAUUGAUAAAAAUAUCUCUUUAAAUAUCGGCGUCACAUCGCAUUUCCAAGACCAUGAUAUUGAUGUGGACCUAUAUACCCCAUCAGAGAAUCCACAACAGCGAUCAUGGGAUCUUAUAAACCUGAUAGUUGUUGAGUUUGCCGCGAUCCAGGGGAAGGUUUAUGAUCAACUUUACUCUAUAGGGGCGUCCAGGACAACAGAGGAUAAGAGGCGGAGUAUAAUCCAAACUCUCUCUCUCGAAUUGAUGGCGGUUCGGGACAAGCUUCUGGAGAUUGACGUCAGCAAGGGUCUCUAUGCAGAUUCGUUGCACGGGAUGACCGCUUGCGCAGACUUUAUUGCUUACUCUGUUUUGACCGUGAUCUACCGGGCCCAGAUGCGGGCGCACAAUGCUAUGGCUAUCUCCUCUCAAUGCUACCAGGCUGCCUCGAUGGCCUUGCAUAGCCAUCUGAAAUGCUUCACCUAUUUCCGCGACCGUCAAGCACAUAAGCAGGCUGAAUAUGUGAAUUGGAUCCUAUUAUACCCUUCAUUCGCACCAUUUGUAAUUGUAUUCACGCACGCUAUUACCACCGCAAGUGCUACUGAUUUAGCACUCUUACAAGAGACUGUUAGAUCUUUAGAGAUGAUAAAGGGAAUAUCACGUGGCUCAAUGCAUCUUUAUACGAUCUGUGAAGCCUUUGCGAAAACGGCGCAGGUCCUCGUUGACUCACGGCAAACCCUGACUGGAUUAGCGCAGCACCAGGAUGGGUCUCUAAUUCUGCCGCCAGGCGAUGGUCCCGCCAAUAUUGCUCUUCCAGAUGUGAUAUGGCCGGAGGAUCUUUUUGAUUCUCAUGUGGACCAAGUCGAUAUCUCAAUGUUCUUGAAUGACUUUAUUGUUACAAAUCGGUCUGUUAUGGACAUUUUAAACUCAAACUAUAUGAAUGAUACGACCAACUGA
Aspergillus ochraceoroseus IBT 24754 is the source of this 1980-nucleotide messenger RNA. RefSeq names its product transcription factor domain-containing protein. The record is from RefSeq and is a predicted model, not a curated record. Lineage: Eukaryota; Fungi; Ascomycota; Eurotiomycetes; Eurotiales; Aspergillaceae. Gene Ontology annotation, molecular function: DNA-binding transcription factor activity, RNA polymerase II-specific; zinc ion binding; DNA binding. The transcript has 8 exons. Gene Ontology annotation, biological process: regulation of DNA-templated transcription; DNA-templated transcription. Bases 1 to 1980 code for a protein of 659 amino acids.